AGGGCCAGUUGAAUGAAACAGAGGAAUGAAGGUUCAUUUUGCAUUCUCACAAACCGAUGAAACUCUGCUUAUCUUAAACCAAACCAACUUGCUCACAAGAGCAGGGAGAACAGGACCAGCAUAAAAGGCAGGGCAGGGCUAACUGUUGCUUUCACUUGCUUCUGACAUAACUGUGUUCACUAGCAACCUCUGUCAGACACCAUGGUGCAUCUGACUGGUGAUGAGAAGUCUGCCGUUGCUGCCCUGUGGAGCAAGGUGAACGUGGAUGAAGUUGGUGGUGAGGCCCUGGGCAGGCUGCUGGUGGUCUACCCUUGGACCCAGAGGUUCUUUGAGUCCUUUGGGGAUCUGUCCUCUGCUGCUGCUGUUAUGGGCAACCCUAAGGUGAAGGCUCAUGGCAAGAAGGUGCUAGGUGCCUUUAGUGAUGGCCUGGCUCACCUGGACAACCUCAAGGGCACCUUUGCCCAGCUGAGUGAGCUGCACUGUGACAAGCUGCACGUGGAUCCCGAGAACUUCAGGCUCUUGGGCAAUGUGCUGGUGUGUGUACUGGCCCGCAACUUUGGCAAGGAAUUCACCCCACAGGUUCAGGCUGCCUUUCAGAAGGUGGUGGCUGGUGUGGCCACUGCUCUGGCUCACAAAUACCAUUGAGAUCCUGGACUGUUUCCUGACAACUACAAGAAGACCCUAUUUCUCUAGAUUCUAUUUUCUGAACUUGGGAGCACAAUGUUUACUUCAAGGAUAUGGCUUCUGCCUAAUAAAGAACUUUCAGCU
Saimiri boliviensis boliviensis (Bolivian squirrel monkey) is the source of this 768-nucleotide messenger RNA. Its product is annotated as hemoglobin subunit delta. Lineage: Eukaryota; Metazoa; Chordata; Mammalia; Primates; Cebidae. Gene Ontology annotation, molecular function: haptoglobin binding; peroxidase activity; hemoglobin alpha binding. The record is from RefSeq and is a predicted model, not a curated record. Gene Ontology annotation, biological process: oxygen transport; hydrogen peroxide catabolic process. Gene Ontology annotation, cellular component: haptoglobin-hemoglobin complex; blood microparticle; hemoglobin complex.